Molecule: messenger RNA, 6224 nt
Organism: Phyllostomus hastatus (greater spear-nosed bat)
Lineage: Eukaryota; Metazoa; Chordata; Mammalia; Chiroptera; Phyllostomidae
Gene: MYLK4
Product: myosin light chain kinase family member 4
Exons: 15
Coding region: 123-2204 (693 amino acids)
Biological process (GO): positive regulation of apoptotic process; protein phosphorylation; intracellular signal transduction
Cellular component (GO): nucleus; cytoplasm
Molecular function (GO): ATP binding; protein serine/threonine kinase activity
Source: RefSeq, a predicted model, not a curated record
CCUUUUCAUAAUGGAGACUUGCCUUUUCAGAAGAGUUAUACUGACUGACAGUGAAGACUUAUAUCAUACAAUUGUGUAGUUAUUUUGAACUCUGAAAAACUUCCCUUUUUCUGUCGGAACUUAUGCUCUACACUUGGAGUGGUCAAAAUUAUAAGAUGUCCUAUAAAUGUUCAGAGGAAGGUGUAAUCAAAAGUCACAACUCCGUCUUGAUUUACAAAUCAGGGACAGAGGAAGAUGAAAACCACACUCCAGACAGUAACUUAAUUGAACUCUCCACUAAGAUAUUAAAAGUGAAGAGGCUGGAAGAAAUCACCACGUGCUACAACAGUAACCACCGGGAGAAAAUGGCCUUCUUCCAGUGCAUGGACAAGGAUGAGAAGAUGGAAUGUUUUCUGGAAGAAAGUUCUAGUGAACAGGAUUCAGGAUCUGGAAAUAAUGAGGCUAAGGAGAAGGUAUGGUUAUACCCCGACCUGAAGGAAAUGGCAUCUAUCCAAGGAAAGAGGACAUCAGCCCUCACAGAGAGAUCUUCCCAGAAGAACCAGCCUUCCUAUGACAAAGAAAAGGUUAAUAAACUCAACAAGAAAAAUUCUGAGAAGACCAAUGCCUCUCUAGUUCAGAGAAGUUUUGCCACAUUUCAUACAAAAAGAUCACGUGAUGAGGUAGAAGAUUUUGCUCUAAGAAAGUCCAUAGAGCCAAGAGAAGACACAGCUAGAAGAGAAAUUUUAUGCGCACAGAGAGUGAACAGACAAGAAAAUAAUAGUGUUGGAGAUGAUAGACAAGCUACUGUGGAUAAAAAUGAAUGUCCAGUGUUCAAAGAAAAGGAAAAUGGGCUUCAUUCUAAGGAAGAUACCAGUGAAAGAGAACCUGAGAAAAAAGGGGGGUCAUCGAUUACAAAUGAAGCAGUGAUGGACAAGAGUUCAAAUAAAAAGCAAAAUGAUAAUAAAACUAAUGGUGAUCAGUUCUAUAAAAGGUCUAUCAGCAAUGUAAAAGCCAUUUCUACAUCACGAGUCCUGGGAAAUGCAGAAAUAAGACCCAUUUUCCAGAAUGCUGAACAAACAGAGCAUGCUAUCAGUAGUACGCAGAGCAUGAUGGAAGAACGAUUCAUCAAAGAAGACAGCAAAAUGUGCAGAACAGAUGUAGCAAGGACAGCUGAAGGACACACAUUGAGAAGGACACAGGAAAUCAGACAAGUCCAGGGGAGCUCACAAGGCCAACCCCUGGGGUCCACUGGAAUUCAAACCUCCAGACAGAGAGAUCUGGUGACUCCAUUGGAUGACUGCCUGGCUCCUCCCGCACCCUUUCAUCACCGGAUUGUAACAGCCAAACAGACAGCCAUCAACAGUUUUUAUACCGUGAGCAGAACAGAAAUUUUAGGAGGGGGGCGCUUUGGCCAGGUUCACAAGUGUGAAGAGAAAGCAACAGGUCUGAAGCUGGCUGCCAAGGUCAUCAAGACCAGAGGCAGGAAGGAUAAGGAUGAAGUGAAGAAUGAGAUCACUGUCAUGAAUCAUCUGGAUCAUGUGAACCUCAUCCAGCUCUAUGAUGCCUUCGAGUCUAAGAAUGACAUUGUCCUCAUCAUGGAGUAUGUGGAUGGAGGUGAGCUCUUUGACAGGAUCAUUGAUGACAACUACAGUCUGACUGAGCUUGAUGCCAUCCUGUUCAUCAAGCAGAUAUGUGAGGGAAUACAACACAUGCAUCAGAUGUACAUUCUCCAUUUGGACCUAAAGCCUGAGAAUAUCCUGUGUGUGAAUCGUGAUACUAAACAAAUAAAAAUUAUUGAUUUUGGAUUGGCCAGAAGAUACAAACCCAGAGAAAAGCUGAAGGUGAACUUUGGAACUCCAGAAUUUCUUGCCCCUGAAGUUGUGAACUAUGAUUUUGUUUCCUUUCCCACUGACAUGUGGAGCGUGGGGGUCAUUGCCUAUAUGCUACUUAGUGGUUUGUCCCCUUUCCUGGGUGAUAAUGAUGCUGAGACCCUGAACAACAUCCUGGCCUGCAGGUGGGACUUAGAGGAAGAAGAAUUUCAAAACAUCUCAGAGGAGGCCAAGGAGUUCCUCUCCAAGCUUUUAAUUAAGGAGAAAAGUUGGAGAAUAAGUGCAAGUGAAGCUCUCAAGCACCCUUGGUUGUCAGAUCACAAGCUCCACUCCAGACUCAAAACACAGAAGAAGAAGAAUUACAGCUCCAAUACUCGGGAAUUUGUGACCAAAUAGUCUACAGAAAGUGCCCAGUGAAAGGAAAACUGCUGGGAUUGCUGCUGCUUUGAGAUUUUUGGAAAAAUCAGCAGUUCUGAUGCUUUGACCUCCACGAUGACUGGUGGCCUUGGGGGAGUGGGGGCUGCCACGAACUCAGGGGCACUCCAGGGGGACUCCCAGUGUGUUGGUCCCAGGGGUACAGGCAAACCCCACACCCUUUUCUUCACUUUCUCACACUCUGUGGUAGUACACACUUGGGAAGAUAUUUUCCUGCCCUCUUGAGUUUUUUAUUUUUUAUUUUUAUUUCUUGAUUUUAGUCAUAGGACAAGGGGUGUUUAUUUCUGCUAUUUCUCAGUGUACUAGCACAAUCAUACUGGAUAUUUAUUUUAAAACUUGGAGGAUGAAUUUAGAGGAAGAAAACUUCUUCCAGUCAAUGAACUAUGCCUUUCAAAAGGGUAACCGUAUCACCAAAAAAAAAUUCUGAGUCAAUUGAACACUUAGUUUCUUAGCCUUUAUUAUUUUGAUGUGGUCUAAAAUCAGGUAAACCCAAUCAAUAAAUAAUUUGCUUUCUGGAAUAUAAACUUUCUUUGAAUUCUAGGACAAGAGGCAUCAGACAUUCUUCCAUUUAUUAUGCAUUUUCCUCCAAGUGCAUCAGUUUCUCCCAAGUAACUGAUUUUAUUUCACAUGAAUAUGGUAAUAUGCAUUUUCAUAAUGUAUCCCUGCUUUCUUCUGACUGAACACUCAUCCAUGUGAAAUACACUGGUUUUGAGAGGUGGUGCAAGAGAUAUAUGUUUAUGGUUGGUUUUUAAAAACCUUUGAAAUAAUGUUAACAGUGAUGAGAGCUUUCCUCAUGCCAAACUUGUGGACAAGAUGGGACUUGUUUAUCCUGUGGAAGGACAGUGCUGUGCUUCCAAUGUUGAAGUGACUUGGGAAGUAGUCCUCAAGUAAACUCAAACAAUUUUGGAGCCUCAUGAUCUUACCUACAUGGAGUCUCAUGAGGUUUGGUGGUUGUGAAGAAGGAGGAUUAGAAAUCAAAGGUGAUGGGGACACCUCUGCUCAUGUUUUUGGACAUAAGCAGGAUUUCCAGUUGGAAGUUUCUUCUUGUUCCUGAGCUCCUAUACCAUUUUAUUACAGAUAUUUAAUAAGGGAAAUAAGAUCUACUGUGUAUGGAACAAAAAGGCACAGGGCCACUCAAGAAUAAAGCAUGGCAUGGGUUCUUUAUGAAAAAGACACAAUGCAAAACUACACUUAACUCCAAUUACACACCCAACACCAAGCUCACCAUUCAGCUUCUCACACUUUCCUCACACUUUCCAUUUCCAAAUAACUACUCUAUUGAGAUCCGCUGAAAUAGUAUCUUAAUUUUUGGCUAUAAAUUGUUCUAGGCUCUUUCUGUCACAAAAUCAAUGAAAUGAAAUAAGAAUAAUGUGGUGGCUAUAUUUGUGAGGGCAGUUUUAACUUGUAUUGGCUUUUCUCCAUUAUUUUUUAUAUACACCUAGUGAAUCCUUAUAGCAUACCCAUGAACAACUAUCUACCAAUGUCCUUAUUUUCAUGUGUAAGGUAAUGAGGAAGUAGGGAAAGAAGAAAAUGUUUAAUUUAGUUAAGGCCACAUGCCAAUUUAGUGGUCAUGCUAGCUAUGAAACUUACUCUUUUCUAGCCUUGGCUCUUACAUUAUGAUGCAUUUCUUUUUUCCUUUGGCCUAUGCAUUUAUCCAAGGUUGGUUUCUGCUGUUCCUGUUAUGUGACUAUGCAUAAAAUGUUUAAUUUAGUUUCCUUUAAAAAAAAGGUCCUGUGACUGAAGUGUUAUAUUGCUGUGCUAUCUUUAGCUGAUGGUAUUCAUAGAGUCUGGAAAAAUAUAAGCCAGUACACACAUUAAUACUCAGACCACAGAGAGCUGGCAUUUACUCAAACGCUAAAUAAGACACAAGGGUCUGAUUUGAAAGCCCACAUGGAAGGCUUUUCAGGCCUGUGGUGAGCAUUCUCUACCAAAUGGAGCAGAGGUCUUUUGCAUGAUGUGCAGUUUGCAUCCAGCUCCCGUUCUGCCUCACAUUGGCAGAUAAACGUUCCCCAAGCUCCACCACACAUGGAAGACACAGCUUAGGCCAGAUAAAGGAAUUAUUUCUUUGCCAAAUGAAUCCACUGAUGACCCUGAAUUUAGUGGUUGUGACUUUUUCACAAAAGGUUUAGAAAGGAGACUCUACUUUGAAACUAGAUCUUUGAAUUUCCACAUUUGGAUUAGGAGGCAUCCCCAUGCCAGCAGGGUGCCUUUUACAGGAUUGCUGAGGAUAGUUUGAAUUGCAGAGUUGAUUAUUACAGUCUAGAGUGAGGUGAAAGGGGAGAAAUUUAAGUCUCCUGCUUAUUCUGUUGCAUUCUUCCAAACCCAUGUGUGGCUGCUCCAGCGAGAGCCCCAACUUGGUAGAUUGCCACUGUGAUGGCACAGCAGAGGGGGCAAUUAGCAUGGACACAUAGAAGCUGAGUCUGGUUAGACUGGAGCUAUUGUGAUUGAUUUUUCCAAGAAUCCAUUAAGAUUUGAGAGCCUGUAUUUCACCUCCAGUGUCUUAAUGAGGUUACAUGGCUUCACUCACUUGAAUUAGGCAGUUGCUCUUUCAGUAAAUGGAGCAAAUUAAACACUGAUGUGGCACUUCUCACUGCCUGGAGAGAAAUAUACCUUACAAACUGUUAAGGCAAAAUCAUGUCCACAUUUGUAAUUUUUAAGAUACCAGCAUUUACUCAGAAUCUGUUGCUACUUAAAAAUCAGGGAGGAAGAGCUCAUGCUUCCAUUUGUAGCACAGAAAUCUCUGAAAUAGAAAUGGAUUGUCACCUGAGCCAACUUGGGGAAUAGAUUUCUAGGUUAAAAUUAGAUAAUUCUCAUGUUUGUUGAGUACCAUAGGUUUCUUUUUUAAUUGUUUUUUUCCUGAGUUAAUAUUACCUUGCUUUCUUUCCUCAAAAAUGUUAAUAGGCAUGCUGCCACUGUCAUGGCAUACUUUAAUGUGAAUGUAUUUUGAAAGAGUUCUGAAUAUUUCAAAUUUUAAUCAUUUUUAUAAAAAUUAAUGUAUCAAAAUUUUUCUUGUUUUAGAAUCAAAAUAUGAAUUUGAUACUAGGGAAAUGAGGGUCUUGCUCUUCAUUUCAUUCCUUUUUUUGUCCUUCCUGCCCCACUUCCUGACCCCAGCAGUUAGAUGAAGGCAACCAGUAUGUGUGCAUGUGUUUGUUCAGUUGGCUGUCAGCCAGUUGAGGGAGUCUCAUUAGGAAAAUUCAUCUGUGAAAGUGUAGUGACAGGGGGGACCCAGGGCACCUCCCUGGCUGUGCUCCAUAGACUCAGCCCAGCUCUCUGCUUUCUGGCAAUUUGGUCAUGGGUACAGGGUACACAACCACUGCCCCUCAAUUCUCCCCAGCCAUCAUGGUCCCAGCUUUACUUUUGCUCUUUAUUUUAUUUUUUUACUUCUUUCUGUUUUUCUUAAGUUAGAAUCGAAGUUCAUCUUCACAUUCAUUAUGAUGCUCCCCUAAAAGCCUUUUUUAGGGUGAAAGUUAUAUUUCCAAAAGGCAAACUGCUUUGUUUCCUAAAUAAAACUUGAUGCUGUACUUAUUAGAUGUUAAUUCCUAGAUUAAGAUUACUUCCUUGCAUAACAUGAGCCUACACUUUCUCAUACUAGAAAUUCUAUAUAUUUCUCCUAGCUCCAUUUUAUUCAGGUGUGUUUUUUAUAAUUGAUCUUUACAUAAGCAGUUUCGCCUUCCAUGAAGGCUUACAACUCAACUACUACUUAUUCAGAAGAGCAGCAAACAUCAUAUACCUGAGUGUACAUGUGUUGCCUUACAUGUAUUUUGUAGUUGUUUCAGCUGGUAGAUGUCAGUGGGUCCUUCCAAUGAGGUGUAUCUGUGUAGAUAAAGAAUAAAAGUGGAUUCAUAAUGUGGUGAUUGCAUAUUUCAUGUACAUAUUUUAUUUCUGAACAUCAUUUCAUUCAGCUGUAUUUCAUUGCCUUACAAAGAUGUAUGACAGUCAUUCAUACGUCUUAUAUUGAUGAAUAAACAUGGACCUUAUUUA